Molecule: messenger RNA, 1931 nt
Organism: Photinus pyralis (common eastern firefly)
Lineage: Eukaryota; Metazoa; Arthropoda; Insecta; Coleoptera; Lampyridae
Product: kelch-like protein 30
Exons: 7
Coding region: 96-1916 (606 amino acids)
Molecular function (GO): protein binding
Source: RefSeq, a predicted model, not a curated record
CUGGUGUUACUUAGCCACUAUGUGUUGUCCUUCUAUAAACAUUUUAAUUAUUUAGUUUACAAAUUAAUGUUGUAUAUGUUAAAUUACCUUUUAAAAUGUCUGAAGAAAACAUUAGCGACGAUGAAAUUAUAUUGGUGAUUGAAGACGUCUCCAUAAAAUGUUCAAAGAAAGAUUUAAUUGAAAAUAGUGAUUACUUCAAAGCUAUGUUUGAGGGUAACUUUGUAGAAAGUAAGAAGAACAUUGUACGAUUGCAAGGAAUCGACUUAAAGGCGAUGAAUAUUAUUUUAUCAUUGUUAUGGGAUCGUACAUUUUUAAUAAACGAAGAAGAUAUACUCUCAGUCUUACAGGUUAGCUGUAUGUUACAAUUUAUUGAAAUUAAAAUGAUGUGUGUAGCAAAACUCACUGAAUUAUUAUUACCUCGCAACUGUCUUAAAAUAUGGAUGGUAGCUGAACAGUUAGACUUAAAACCGUUGUACUUAAAAGCAAAAAGUAUGUCUUUAAUAGAAUUUGAUGUGAUUAAGGAUUUCGAUUGCAUAGCUGACUUACCUUUGAAACCACUAUGUUCUUAUUUGGGAAAUGUCAAUUUGCAAUGCAAACAGGAAAUGGAUGUUUUUCGGACAUUAAUGAAAUGGUGGUACGACAACUCCUCCAAGUACUCAAAGACAGAGCAUAGUGAUAUUUUUCUACGUUUUUUCUACUGCUUAGAUUUUAAGAAUCUUAAACAAUCAGAUAUACAAGAAAUCAUGACUUAUCCCGAUAUUGCUUCAGAAGAGCCAAUUGUAAAAAUAGCGCAGUGUGUGUUAGAUUUACGCCAUGACUUCCGUAAUAAUUACGAUGAAGAUAUUAGAAAUACUGCACAAUUAUUAAAUAAUGCAAAAUCAAGAAGUUUUAAAGAGUAUCCUUGUAUUUUGGUAAAUACCUGUCCAGAGGAACAAAAGUGUAAAAAACUAAAAGGGACUGUGGUCUAUGAAGAUAAAUUCAUGCGGAAAACUGCAUAUAAUAAUAUUGAGACGUCAGAUAUGGCUGCUGCAAUUAUUUAUUACGAUAAUGCAACAAAAAAUUUUGUAAAACUCUUGGAAAUUGAUAAGGCAAAAUGUCGCAAUUUGGAGGGGUUUAAAAUAGUCGGUUAUAAGGAGUUUAUAUUCUUACUUGGUGGCGAAUAUUUUUUAGGUAAAGGUAAUUGGAAUAAAAACGUUUGGGCUUACGACAUUAUUCGGGAGAGUUGGGAACGUAAAACUGUUUUACCUUUUGAAAGACGACAUUUUGAAUGCUGUGUUUGUGGAGACUACAUUUAUAUUAUCAGUGGAACUGGCAGAUAUAGGGUGAUUUCUGAUAAUAUGUUUUGGUACAAUUACAAAGAAGAUAAAUGGAGUAACGAAAUAGCGUUGCCAUAUUUGGAUAGACCCGUAAUUUGUUGUAACUUGAACAACGAACUAUUUUUAUUUUUUCCUCACUACCGAUAUGGCUAUGUCUUUGAUCAGCAAAAAACGCUGUGGUACAAAGUGCACAUUUCCGUUAGCGAUGAUUGUGCAGCCAAUUUUUCACCGAGAUCUACAGUAUUCUCAUACAAAAAUCGUUUAUGUAUUAGAGAUAACGAAUGUAUUGCUGAACUGAAGUUACACCAGCUAAAUUUGGAAAUGGUCUCCUACAAACGUCUGCCGAUUCAAAUGGGUCAACUUGAGUCCGUUAUAUGCGAAGAUGUUGUUUAUACUCUUUUCAAGCAAACUCUACCUGACAGUAAUAUAUCAAUGGAGAGGUACUGUAUGAAAACCCAAAAGCGACAUUUUGUAUUUGCCAAUGAAGUCGAAGGAUCACUGCUUCAGUUACAAGGAGAAGUGUAUACAUACAGAAUGUCAACCCCAAUCUUUACUUUCCAACACUACAAUUUAAUAGAAAAAGAUGAGUUUGUUAAUUAAAUGUUAAUAUAUUGU